CUUCCAAGCCCGGCCCCGCCUCCGCCUCCCACGCCCCCUCCACAGCCCACAGCUCCCUUUGGGGCGGGGGACUGCGGGCACACGGCGCGGCGCGGUGCGGGCGGGUUCAAACAGGUACCCCCCGUGUGCCGCCGCCACUGCGGCUGCUCACAAGUCGGGGCGGUGAAGCUCCCGCUCGUAGCGGGCGGGCAGGUGCGCUCCGCGGCCCGGGGGAGGGGGCGAGCGAGGGCGGUUGUUGCUUCUCUCUAGAGGCUUUAAGGAAGUCGGCGAAAAUGAGGAAGCGGGAGAGCUGGCGCCUUUGGCAGCCCGAAGCUCAGUGACGAAGAGCCUCAGGGGGCCGUAGAGGCAGCUUCUUCCUCCAUCUUCAGGCUUUGGUUGGGGAGCUCUCCAGCCCAGUCCGCCCUCGGAACUCGGGAACUCGGAGGCGCCGCCUUGCCGGAAAGCCGCCGCGGGAGAACUCGCACUUUGAGCCCGAAAGGCCGUCUCUCCGGGAAGCUCGCACUCCUCUUACUUCCUCUCGCCUCUCCGGGCCUCCAGAGAGCAUCCCGGCGGGGGUGGCGACACGUCCGCGCUGGGAAGUUUGGCCCACUCCUUCCCUCUCCUGGGACCGGCUCUCCUCCCUUCGCUCCUCUACCUACAGGUGCUGAGCAUCCCUUCCGGCCCCAUCGAUGGCCAUGGCAACCUGCCUCGCUGAUAGCGCAAACCAUUUGCCCUUCUUCUUCGGCAACAUCACCCGGGAAGAAGCAGAGGACUACCUUGUGCAGGGAGGCAUGGGUGACGGGCUCUACCUGCUGCGCCAGAGCCGCAACUACCUGGGCGGCUUCGCCCUGUCGGUGGCCUUUGGGAGGAAGGCUCAUCAUUACACCAUCGAGAGGGAGCUGAACGGCACGUACGCCAUCACCGGAGGGAGGACCCACGUGAGCCCCGCCGAGCUCUGCAUCUACCACUCGCAGGAGUCCGACGGCCUGGUCUGUCUGCUCAAGAAGCCCUUCAAUCGGCCGCCGGGAGUGGAGCCCAAGACCGGCCCCUUCGAGGACUUGAAGGAGAACCUCAUACGGGAGUACGUCAAGCAGACGUGGAACCUGCAGGGACAAGCCCUGGAGCAGGCCAUCAUCAGUCAGAAGCCGCAGCUGGAGAAGCUGAUCGCCACCACGGCUCACGAGAAGAUGCCCUGGUUCCACGGCAAGAUCUCGCGCCUCGAGUCCGAGCAGAUCGUCCUGAUCGGCUCCAAGACCAACGGGAAGUUCUUGAUCCGCGCAAGAGACAACAAUGGAUCCUACGCUCUGUGUCUGCUGCAUGAAGGGAAAGUGCUCCAUUAUCGCAUCGAUAAGGAUAAAACAGGGAAACUCUCCAUCCCUGACGGAAAGAAGUUUGACACCCUUUGGCAGCUGGUUGAGCAUUAUUCCUAUAAACCAGAUGGACUCUUAAGGGUUCUUACUGUUCCAUGUCGAAAAAUUGGCUCAGAAAAUGGUAACAUUGACUUUGGGAUGUCACGGCCACCUCUUCCAUCAUCUCAUCCUAAGAGUUGGUCAACGGGUGGAUUUUUCUCAAGAAUGAAAUCAUACUCCUUUCCAAAGGCUGGCAACAAAAAGUCUCAUCCUUCCAAUGUUAACCGGGCAGACAGCUCAGUGGAGCUCAAUCCUUACGUGCUGCAGAGGACUGAUGGUACCAGCUUGGGAGCUGACCUAGGUGGGAUUGAUGCAAGGGUGUUUCAUCGGUCUGUAGACAUGCAGAGGGAAGCUCUACCAAUGGACACGGAAGUCUAUGAAAGCCCCUAUGCAGACCCAGAGGAAAUCCGACCCAAAGAGGUGCGUCUGGACCGAACACUGCUAACGCUGGAGGAAGGAGAGCUUGGCUCUGGCAACUUCGGCACUGUCAAACGAGGUCGCUACAGGAUGAAGAAGGGGGAUAAGCUAGUCGCCGUGAAGAUUCUCAAGAAUGAAGCGAACGACCCCGCGAUGAAAGACGAGUUGCUGAGAGAAGCGAAUGUCAUGCAACGGCUCGAUAACCCGUACAUCGUCCGAAUGAUUGGGAUCUGUGAGGCCGAAUCGUGGAUGCUAGUCAUGGAGAUGGCGGAACUGGGUCCACUCAAUAAAUACCUGCAGAAAAACAGGCAUGUCAAGGAUAAAAAUAUCAUAGAACUGGUUCAUCAAGUUUCAAUGGGGAUGAAGUAUUUGGAGGAGAACAAUUUUGUGCACAGAGAUUUGGCUGCCAGAAAUGUGUUACUCGUUACCCAACAUUAUGCCAAAAUCAGCGAUUUUGGGCUUUCCAAAGCACUUAAUGCGGAUGAAAACUAUUACAAGGCUCAGACUCACGGAAAGUGGCCCGUCAAGUGGUACGCGCCGGAGUGCAUCAACUACUACAAGUUCUCCAGCAAGAGCGACGUGUGGAGCUUCGGCGUGCUCAUGUGGGAGGCGUUUUCCUACGGGCAGAAGCCGUACAAGGGAAUGAAAGGAAGUGAAGUCUCGGCAAUGCUGGAAAAAGGAGAGCGAAUGGAGUGUCCUCCGGGUUGUCCAAGCGAAAUUUAUGAUCUCAUGAAGCUGUGUUGGACCUAUGAGGUUGAAAACAGACCUGCAUUUUCAGCUGUUGAAUUGCGACUACGCAAUUACUACUAUGAUGUUGUCAACUAACAGAUCCAGGAUCUCAAUUCUUGCUUCCUUUGGGGAGCAUCAAAGAACAAAAUGUCUGUGACACAACUUUUACUAUCAUUUCCUUUGCUUAUAUUGAACAUAGUCACUGUCCAAAGAUAGAGACAAAGCACAGUUUACAAAGCAAACAUGAGGGAAAGUCAGAGAGAGAGAGACAGAGAGAGACAGAAAACCAAAAGAGAAUAGAGUAUGGAAAGGGACAGUAGGAUCAAAGGAGUUUUCUAGCUUUAAUUUGAUUUCCUCUUUAAUAUGAGCUUUAAGAAUCUAUUUUAACAAAAAUUAUUUUCUGUUUGACCAGUUCUCUGCCUUCUGUGUAUACUCAAGUAAUGACUAGGCCUCAGGUAUUGCCACAUAUUUUCAGUAUUUACCUAUCAUAGAAGAAUUACUUGGAAUUGGACGACGUAGAAAACGAUGAAGUGGGAUAGUAAGAAUGGUAUAGAAGAAGAUGAAAGGGGAAAAGGAGGGCAAUAGCUUAAAUACGGUAUUAUUUUUUCAGUUUAAAUAAAGCCUUUCUAUGGUGAAACAUUUCCUGGGAGAAAAAGUUUGUUGUAAAAUCGAGUGGAGAUCGUGCUGGUGGGCGGACUUGAAUAGAGUGAAAUAGUUUCAUUCGACGACGUACAUGAAGAUUCUGUUUUGUUUUUAUCCAGUGAUUUGCUUUUGUGUCUUUAUUCCUAGCCAAAUGCCGGUGUUCAGGGGAGGGUUAAGCACAUUGGAUAGGGCGGCUGCCCUUGGGGCAUUGGCAGAACCAGCGAGGACUGUCCGAGUCCAAUAAAGCCUGUUCUUAGUCCUUUGCUUUGGCAGGAGACUCGGCCUCCCCUCCGCUGUCACCAGCGCGUCGUGGGCUUUCCUUGUCGCCUCAAGUGAAGAGGGGCGUGUGGGCCUCGAGCCAAUCCCCAGUAGCGACUCCUAGAUGGAAGGUGGGGCUCAAAACGGAAAUCCUGACAGCGAACAGGACUUGGAGUUGAGGGAUGGGGAAGGACGAGGCCGAACGGGAACUUCGGGCGCUUCCCUCCCGCCAGUUCUGCCGGGCUCCAGACUGGGCUAAGAGAGGCGACGAGGGCCCAGAACACGGACCGCCCUCGGAAGCGGCUGUCCCGCCAACCCGGGCUGGUGCCUUUUGUUCUCUUUUCUGAUGGGCUUCUUCCCUCACUGUACGCUCGAUUCGCCCGAUUCCCUUCUGGCUUUCCAGUGUAGACCUUCCAGCUGGAUGCUGGCGGGCGGCUGCUUCCUUUAAUAAAGCUUUUUAACUGGG
Monodelphis domestica (gray short-tailed opossum) is the source of this 3900-nucleotide messenger RNA. It is a transcript of the gene SYK, whose product is annotated as spleen associated tyrosine kinase. Gene Ontology annotation, cellular component: cytoplasm. NCBI's taxonomy places the organism in Eukaryota, Metazoa, Chordata, Mammalia, Didelphimorphia, Didelphidae. Gene Ontology annotation, molecular function: non-membrane spanning protein tyrosine kinase activity; ATP binding. The record is from RefSeq and is a predicted model, not a curated record. Gene Ontology annotation, biological process: protein phosphorylation; intracellular signal transduction.